UUGCUUUAUUUUUUUAAUAAAAUUUUUUCGUUAUGUUAUCCACAUGAAAUUCAAUAUCAAAUUGUUCGAUAUGGUCUACAAAGAUUUAAAAGGAAAAUUGCCAAGGUUCGUCCUUUGAGAACGCCAACAGCACUUGCUCUUGACCAUUUUGAUUUUUAUUAUGGUCCAUUGUUUGGCGAUAAAUGGCCAUCAAUCCGUUUGGCUUUAUUGAUGCCACAUAAAUAUAUCGCUAUUUUGAAUAAAUUCAGCAGGUUUGUUCAUGAAGAAAUAUUGAAAGAAUAUGGUGCUUUCGACUUAUUGUCAACUAUAAUUGAUCAAACAUCAUUUGAUAAAGAUAAAAAGAGAAAAGAGAGUGAUUUGAACGAACAUUUACUUGGUGAUUGUGAGGAUUUGACGAUUGCUGAGAGCCAAUCAGUGAAUUUACCUAAACAAGAGGAUUUUAUUAUUUAUCCUCGCGAAUUGAAAUUAUUUUCCUUUCCACGUGGUUCCACAAACGAUUUCCCUGCUCCAUCGAAAGAUCGAAAUCGAAUUCCAGGGUGGUGGCUUGUCACUGGCUCAUCUAUAAUACCUGUUCUUGCUCUUAAUUUAUGUAAGGGUGACGUGGUGCUCGAUAUGUGUGCUAUCCGAUAUUUUUAUUUUCAUUUUUCUUAUUUUCUAAGUCGGUUAGGUGACUUAAAGCGAUCAUUGUCCAUCUAUAUACCUGUUAAUUCUGAUGAAUCUAAAGCUGUAUUUCUCAAACGCAAAGAUGCAUCUGAUCUCACGAAUUGGGAUGAAUUUGGAUUAUAUGAUAAGGUUCUAGCAGAUGUAACAUGUACAACUGAUCGUCAUUCAUUACAACAAGAUGAAUUAAAUAUAUUUGCUACAGCAAAGACAAAUGAACGGCUCACGUUGCCUUUUCUACAGACAAAGAUAUUAAUAAAUGCACUAAGAUCAGUUCGCGUUGGAGGUUGUGUAGUUUAUUCAACUUGUACUCUUUCAAGUGUACAAAAUGAGGGUGUUAUUGAAAACGCAGUUGCUAUAGCGUCAGAACAAUUUGGAAUUGAGGCUGUCGAGAUGAUCAUGGACAAUAUGCAGAAAAGUCUUUCUUCUACGGGUUUAUUUGAAUUUUAUCCCGGUUGUCGUCGAGGUCUUCUUAUUCUUCCAUUUUUACCUUCUAAUUUCGGUCCACUUUAUGUUUGUAAAUUAAGGAGGACCAAAUAA
Dracunculus medinensis (Guinea worm) is the source of this 1200-nucleotide messenger RNA. NCBI's taxonomy places the organism in Eukaryota, Metazoa, Nematoda, Chromadorea, Rhabditida, Dracunculidae. The record is from the annotation of a GenBank genome assembly.